UGAGUCGAAUAUACAAAAUAUAAAUAUGUUACAAUUUGUGUUUUUAUGCGCCCUGGCAUCGGUGGCUAAAAGUUACACCUUAAUUAGAAUUCCUUUGGGAAGUUUUAAUGGACCUCCUGGACACCAACUUAAACUUAUUCAUGUUGCUUUGGGUGGUGGACCUAACACAUUAAGCAACCCUCAACAAUGGCACAUACCAAAUAUUACUAUACGUUUCCAUCCAGCAGGAGUAAUUGGACCAAUGCAUUUGGAGAAUGAUAUGAAAUUGGCACAUGAAAAUGGAAAUCUUUUGCAACAAAGAUAUGCACCAUUUUUGAAGAGUUAUGAACAACCUCUUCAUCCUCAUUUGAUUGAGUUGAGAAAUCCACAUAAUUUCAAUGUUACGCAAAGUCAUGUGUUGUCUGCUUUAAACGCUAUAAAAGGCAAGCCUUUUUGCACUGAUCUGAGAAUACAUGCUCCAAGCGAAGAUUUACUUCCACCAGUUAAACACUCAUUGAUAAAUGACAUAACACGUGUGCAUAAUCCUGAUGCAUGUCCGGCAUUUUACAAAAAGUUCAAAAAUCUGUUCGGAACUCAUGAUAACAUUAUGUCCGAAUUCAGAGAUCAUCUUAAGAAUGUGAUGAAUCGCUUCCCACAGUUUAAGGAUGAUCCAGAAAAACUGGGUUUUCUCCAUGAUUUGUCAAAGUAUAAUGACCAAAAUGGUGCGCUACCAACAUGCAAAGGUGAAGGAGAAGUUAUUAAAACUAUGUCAAGAAAAGUUUAUGAAACUGCAUUCUCAAUUACAUCUUUGAAAAGGCUUUCGGCAGGUAGGUAUGUAUCUCAUUUACUGGAUGAUGUUGAUCAUUUGAGAACGAAGGGCGAAACUCCUGAUGGUAAAAAGAUGGUAUUGUUUGGAACAACACCACCAUUUCUGAAAUCUAUUAUGUCAGCAAUGGGCGGUGAUGAAGGAUAUCACAGUGAAAAUUUACUUCCGCAUCCAGAAGCUGGUUCAAUGUUUAUUACAGAAGUUUACCAGAAAGUCGAAGAACAGACAUAUCAUAUCAGGCUACACUAUAGUAAUAAUCCAAGUCAACCAAUUUCGGAUAAAAAUAUUUUAAAACUCAGAGGCUGCGAUGAAUUGUGCGAAUUUGAUAAAUUCAAGAACUUAAUGAAACCGAUGUAUUUAUCUAAAGAUGAUGCUGAUAAAGAGUGUUUAGAAUAA
This is a messenger RNA of Ctenocephalides felis (cat flea), 1201 nucleotides long. RefSeq lists its product as uncharacterized. Lineage: Eukaryota; Metazoa; Arthropoda; Insecta; Siphonaptera; Pulicidae. The record is from RefSeq and is a predicted model, not a curated record. The transcript has 8 exons. The coding region runs from base 26 to 1201 and encodes 391 amino acids.